GCAUUGACCAAGUCUCACCCGAUCCUGCUGUCGACAAGUGCCAUUAUCUGUCCAAGAUGUCGUACUACUUCACCAUCAUCGGCACUCGCGACAAUCCGCUGUUCGAGAUCGAAUUUGGCACUUCGAAGGUCGGCGGCGAUGGCAUUGCUCGCUUCCGUGAAGAAGCAAAACACAUGAACCAGUUUAUUGUUCACGCUGCCAUAGAUUUGGUCGAGGAAGCUCAGUGGAGCUCAAAGGACCUAUACCUCAAGAAAGUGGACACAUUUCAAAACAAUCACAUUCACUGCUUCUUGACCGGCGGAAACAUCAAGUUCAUGCUUCUCAUGAAUCCCGACCCAAGCUCAACUCCUUAUUCAAGCUACCAGACUUCCCCACCUUCCAGACCAAACACCGCGAGGCAAAGCACGUUGAUUGCUAGCAACCCUUCCAGCCAGCAGACCGAGGAAGCUGUGAGACAGUUCAUGUCUGAGAUCUAUGAGGCCUGGAUGAAAUGCAUCAUGAAUCCCUUCUACGCUGUGAAUCAGCCUGUCACCAGCCCAGUAUUUCGCAGCAGAGUCCAAGCCGCGGCAAAGAAGUAUCUAUGAUUCUGG
This is a messenger RNA of Pseudocercospora fijiensis CIRAD86, 590 nucleotides long. RefSeq lists its product as uncharacterized. Gene Ontology annotation, cellular component: TRAPP complex; cytoplasm; nucleus. The transcript has 3 exons. The record is from RefSeq and is a predicted model, not a curated record. The coding region runs from base 57 to 584 and encodes 175 amino acids. Lineage: Eukaryota; Fungi; Ascomycota; Dothideomycetes; Mycosphaerellales; Mycosphaerellaceae. Gene Ontology annotation, biological process: endoplasmic reticulum to Golgi vesicle-mediated transport.